Suillus discolor is the source of this 2870-nucleotide messenger RNA. RefSeq lists its product as uncharacterized. Bases 319 to 2742 code for a protein of 807 amino acids. NCBI's taxonomy places the organism in Eukaryota, Fungi, Basidiomycota, Agaricomycetes, Boletales, Suillaceae. The record is from RefSeq and is a predicted model, not a curated record. The transcript has 6 exons.
CAAUCUCAAUCCCGACCCCAGCGACACGACGAAUGCCCUUUUGAAGCAAAUCGUGCAGAUCGGACUCGGCAACCUCGCUGAGGCAGGCACCGCUCCUGUAGACCCAGGAUCUACGUGGUCGCCAUCUGCGUUGGCUGUGAGGAUCCAGUUGGUCGCAUACGCAAGCUUGUCCAUGAGUUUGCUCGCUGCAUUCGGGGCCGUACUAGGCAAGCAGUGGCUCGGGUACUACAAGUCGAACAGGUAUGGCCGCGGCUCGGAGGAGGAACGAGGCAAACGCAGAUCUCACUCCUUCUCUUCGGAAUCGCCCUCGGAGCCAAUAUGUGGUACGAGCAGCGGAGCAUCGCCUGGGUCAUCAUCGCAACGACGGCCUUCGGAUUUCUGUUCUAUUCCCUGACGGUGAUGGCAUGUUUGAUAUCUCCUGCUUGUCCAUUCCAGACACCAACAUCGACGAUGUUACGCAUGUCGCACAUCGACAGGGUUCUACACCUGCUAUUCAAACAAGCCUCCAGUUAUUUCCAGCAGCUCACGAAGUCGCUGCACAGCAUGCUGGAACGAUUGCUUGACAUUUUCAGACCAGGAUGGAACCGAUUGUCUGAAGUAUCUAGAGGCCCUGUACAUGCGAUCGGAGCAUUCGCACAGCGAUUUCUUCAGCAGCUAAUCACUGGUCUUCAUAACUGGCUGCGUUUUGUCCCGCGCUUUUCCACAAAGGUCGUGGACUCGGAAGCACAAUUACUUGGACCGAAUUUAGAUGCUUGGUCUGGCAAUGACCACAUCCUCGCCCUCCCUGACAUACCUACCAGCAAUCUGGAAGCACCUAGCGUCAAGUGGCUGCUCGAGACGUCUACGGAUCCUGAAGUAUUUCUUGCCGCUGCGAGCCUUGUUCCGCAGGUCGAAUGGCCCCUAGAUUUUGACGUCUCAGACAUGCUGCAUCAGCUGUAUGAUACUUAUACAAGCUGCGUCGGCUUCCAUGGGCAAGUUAUACCGUCGUUGAAGGGAAAGGCCUCAGCUUGUUCAGUGGCUAUGAGUCAUUUAUAUUGUGGCCGCGUUCUUCAAGCAUAUCCUACCCGUGGCGAAUUUCUUGGUUGCAGCAAAAGAGACUAUGACACGUUUCUUCAGAUGACUCAGCGGGACAUAGAUAAAGCCGACAAGAUGGUGCUUACUGCAGCUAUGAAUCUUUGUCUUCCGCAAGAUGGCGAUGACAGCUUUGGGUGGAUUUUCUUGUAUGGUUGUCCCGACUCUGUCGUGGAGUGGCUGUCUCAUUCCCUUCCCUACUACUUUGUCACUAGGCGAACGAAUGAAGGUAUGCAAGAAAUCGGCACAAAUGUGAUAUCAAAACUGCUCUCAUCUACAUCCUCUCCAUCGAAUCAAAUCAUAGCCAAUUGCACUCUUCUUGCUUGCGUCAUGAUCGGGGUUCAGUUUGACAAGAAGGACAUAAUUCGGAUUGAUAAAAGUUCUGCCCUGCCUCGAUUUGCGAAUACCCUUUUGGAGCAAUUCGAAAUUACUCUCCGGACACGUUAUGGAGGUGAUCUCAGCGACGACAGCACAGCCAGCGCAUCUUGUGACUACAUCCUCAUCGAAGUCAUUUGUCUUGUGCUCGAGUCUGCCAAAGAUUACUAUAAUUCUAGUUCUUCAUUGCACGCCAUGCGGAACCUGGAUGUGUGCAGGAAGAUUGACUCACGAAUCAGGUCAUCUCGGGCCGAACAAAAUUCUCCCCGGUACCUGUUGGAGGAAAUGCAAAAUGCACUGCCAAAUGCACUGCGCUUCACGCUCACUGCUGCCAAAAUAUCUCGGGACCCUGUCAAAUUGUGGCAUUGCCAGUGUUUAGGGACAGGUGAUUCCCAUUCACCAGAAGACUUUGACUGGCUGGUCGACUACCUCGACGAGUGCAUUCGCUUCGACGAGAAGGAAGUUUCAUUUGACAUCCUUUUAGUCCUGUUUGUCAUCAAAGUACGCUACAGCCCUGCUAAACAGCAUCAGUUCUUCAGUAGCCUCGUCACCUGCUUGCAUACUGACGAAUUACGUCAUGCUGCUCUUCGCCUUGCCCACAGUGCCCGAGAAGAUAUAGUCUUGAUCGAUGCCAUUGAUGAUGCGGAGCUGCAGAACAUGAUCUUGACCGAGUUCUCCCCCGCUAUCCUGAGUGCAGUUCGUCCACAACCGGGUGUGACACCCUCCUAUGAUAGUCCUGAAGGCUUCGCCCGUGAUCAGAGCGACUUGUGCUAUCUCGAACUACUCUUUGCCCUCGCGAGGAAUUCCAACUGGCACCUCUAUUUGUUUGUGGAUCAACAUAUAGAUCGAUGCAUUAGCAUGGUUGCAAAGUACCACGUCGGGAAACAUGCAUUUUACCUAGCUGGCAUCCUCCUCCGGAUCGCAUCCGAACAUCCGUUGGUUACAUCUCUCAAUUCUAUUACAGAGUGGCGGUGGUGGAACUUGAUGAGAAGUGCAUGGAGCCAUGCCAGCUCUACAACCAACGACAUACAUUGUUUCGAGUUCCUUCCCGUCCUUGUGGAAGGCACGAAGAGGUAUAUGCGCAUUGCCGCACAGGAGAGCUAUUCGUACGUUGGUGGGCAAUUUGAUCUCGAGAACCUCAUUAGACAUGCGGAUAGUGUUCUUAAUGCACCAGAGGUGCGAGAUUCACAGCAGGGAGAGGGUGAGAGUGUUGCCGUUGCUGUGAAAGAGUUGAGGACUGCUGCCAGCGAUAUGCUUGAGAAGUUGGUCAGCAGUCAAGGAGUUGCUAGUGCCUGAUUAUCACAGUAUUUGCGUGUUGUGCUAGCGUCCUGGGACCAGAGAAAGGGAUGGAGCGAUACAACUGGGAGGGGAUGAGUAUCGCGACUGAAACAAUAUUGAUAUUCAAUAUAUAUAUGCAUCGUAGU